AUGCUCGAACUUCUAACUGUUGGCUUCGAUAUCAAGUGGCGACCAACAAAAUCCGGUUGCAACUCUGCAGCUUUGCGUUGGUCGUCGAUGCCUCAUCUUUCAACUUCUUUACAGCCCGAUUCCUUGGUUAGUUUUCUUCGAAAUCCCAAAUAUACAUUUGUUGGGGUUGGAGUUAAGAAUGACGUUGAGAUAUUGGAGAAGGAUCACGGGUUAAGUAUGGUCAAUGUGGUUGAUUUAAGAGGCUUGGCGGCUUUUAAGUAUGGCAAGACGGACCUGAGGAAUGCUGGUUUCAAGGAGCUGUGCAAAGUUGUUCUUUGGGAAGAGUAUGAAAAGCCCAAACACAUAUACUAUGGGAAAUUGGGAUAA
This is a messenger RNA of Lycium barbarum (goji berry), 366 nucleotides long. Its product is annotated as protein RISC-INTERACTING CLEARING 3'-5' EXORIBONUCLEASE 2. The record is from RefSeq and is a predicted model, not a curated record. Gene Ontology annotation, molecular function: 3'-5' exonuclease activity; nucleic acid binding. Bases 1 to 366 code for a protein of 121 amino acids. Gene Ontology annotation, cellular component: nucleus; cytoplasm. The transcript has a single exon. NCBI's taxonomy places the organism in Eukaryota, Viridiplantae, Streptophyta, Magnoliopsida, Solanales, Solanaceae. Gene Ontology annotation, biological process: nucleobase-containing compound metabolic process.